AUGUACACUACGGGACUCUGGGUGGCCAUGAUGCCUCAAUCAGUGUUUGUAGAUCUGGAACCCAUGGUCAUUGACGAAGUUCGCUCUGGCACAUACCAUGAGCUCUUCCAACCUGAGCAUAUCAUCACGGGCAAGGAAGAUGCUGCCAAUAAUUAUGCCCGAGGGCACUACACCAUUGGCAAGGAGAUCAUUGACUUCAUGUUGGGCCAAAUUCAUAAACUGGCCAACUUGUGCACAGGUCUUCGGGGCUUCUGUUUUCACAGCUUUGGCAGGGGAACUGGUUCUGGGUUCACCUCCCUGCUCAUGGAAUGUCUCUCUGUUGACUAUGGUAAGAAAUCCGAGCUGGAGUUCUCCAUUUACCCAGCCCCUCAGGUUUCCAUACCUGUACUAGAGCCCUACAACUCCACUCUCACCACCCACAUCACCCUGGAGCACUCCGAUUAUGCUUUCAUGAUAGACAGUGAGGCCAUUUAGGGCAUCUGUUAUAGAAACCUUGAUAUUAAGCCCCCAACCUACACUAACCUAAAUAGGUUCAUAGGUCAAAUUGUGUCCUCCGUCACUGCUUCCCUGAGAUUUGAUGGAACCCUAAAUAUUGAUCUGACAGAACUCCAGACCAACCUGGUGUUCUAUCCCUGCAUCCACUUCUCUCUGGGCAACUACACCCUCAUCAUCUCUACUGGGAAAGCCUACCAUAGACAGCUUUCUGUAGCAGAGAUUACCAAUGCUUUCUUUGAGCAAGCCAACCAGGUGGUGAAACAUGACCCUUACUAUGGUAAAUACAUGGCUUGCUGCUUGUUGUACCAUAAAGAUGUGGUUCCCAAAGAUGUCAGUGCUGCCAUUGCCACCAUCAAGACCGAGCAUACCAUCCAGUCUGUGGAUUGGUGCCCCACUGGCUUCAAUGGCAUUAAUUACUAGCCUCCCACUGUGGUGCCUGGCAGAGACCUGACUGAGAUACAGAGAGCUGUGUGCAUGUUGGGCAACAACACAGUCAUUGCUGAGACCUGGGCUCACCUAGACCACAAGUUUGACCUGAUGUAUUCCAAGCAUAUCUUUGUUCAUUGGUAAGUGGGUAAGGAAAUGGAGGAAGGAGAGUUUUCUGAGGUCCGUGAGGAUAUGGCUGCCCUUGAGAAGGAUUAUGAGGAUGUUGGUGUGGAGUCUGUUGAAAAAGAGGGUGAAGAAGAAGAAUACUAA
This is a messenger RNA of Gorilla gorilla gorilla (western lowland gorilla), 1191 nucleotides long. Its product is annotated as tubulin alpha-1A chain. Lineage: Eukaryota; Metazoa; Chordata; Mammalia; Primates; Hominidae. Gene Ontology annotation, biological process: microtubule-based process. Gene Ontology annotation, cellular component: microtubule. Gene Ontology annotation, molecular function: structural constituent of cytoskeleton; GTP binding. The record is from RefSeq and is a predicted model, not a curated record.